GAGACCUGAAGUUGGAGGCUCGGGGACGGUGAUUCUCGAGAAGGGGCAAUGUCUCCGGUUGUGAGGACAUGAUAAAUGAAAAGUAGGGGGGGUUUUAUGAGGGUAAAAGCGGUGUGGGCCCGCGUUUCCCGGCUUCCUUUUGGAGUGGAACAUAAUGUCUUGGCGUUUGUGCACAGCCUCAAAUCCCCUUGCAAAGCAAUAACAAACAAUAUAUCAACAGUCAUGAUUUUAUGUGUCGCCACCCAAAGCCACAUGAAUUAAUCAGAUCUGCAACG
Molecule: messenger RNA, 275 nt
Organism: Cantharellus anzutake
Lineage: Eukaryota; Fungi; Basidiomycota; Agaricomycetes; Cantharellales; Hydnaceae
Exons: 2
Source: RefSeq, a predicted model, not a curated record